UUUCCCCGCCAUCAGUUUCCGAUUCCCAACAGCAAGUAACAACUUUCAAAAAGCUAAAAAAAUGCUUUCACUUCUCCGCCGCACUAAACCCGCCAUCACCACCACCAGCGCCGCCGCAGCAAAACAUUUCACCUCCAAAAUCCCCACUCCAAACCCUCCAAUUUCACCCCGCCAAUCAAAACCCCCUCUAUUAGAAUCAAAAUUAGGGGUUUUUCGUAGACCAUUAAGCGACAAAACGACGUCGGAUUACGAUCACAUUAGAGCUAGCGUGAAUUGUCCUAGAUGCUGCUCUCAAAUGCCAGUUAUAUUCUCGACUCGGCCGUUGUCAAUUACCGGCCGCGAAACCGGAAUUUACCAAGCGCUUAAUGUUUGCCCUAAUUGUAAAACCGCCUUUUAUUUUCGGCCGUUAAAGUUAGAGCCGUUACAAGGAAGCUUUAUUGAGCUUGGUAGGGUUAAGGGUUUGGAGAAUUGUACUGGUAGUGAUUGUAAUGCUGGUGUUGCUGUUAGUUGUAAGGAUAGAGAGGGAAUUAUUGAGAAAGAUUGUGGUAAAAUUGGAAAUUUUGAGGUAAUUAGUAAUGAUGAAAAUGAUGAUGGAGUGAAGGUGGGGAGUGAAUUGCCUACUCCUAAGGAGAUUUGUAAAGGGCUUGAUGAGUUUGUUAUUGGACAAGAUAGAGCUAAAAAGGUGCUGUCUGUGGCAGUUUACAAUCACUACAAGAGGAUAUCUCACUCUUCAAGUGAAAAAGGGUCAGGAGUGCGCCUUAGUGAUAUUGAUAUUCAAAAUGAUGAGAACGAGCAUGUUGAAUUAGACAAGAGUAAUGUAUUGUUGAUGGGUCCCACUGGCUCAGGGAAGACAUUACUUGCAAAAACACUAGCUCGCAUUGUGAAUGUACCGUUUGUCAUUUCGGAUGCAACGACAUUAACACAGGCAGGUUAUGUUGGGGAAGAUGUGGAAUCAGUUUUGUACAAGCUAUUAGUGGCUUCUGACUUUAAUGUGGAAGCAGCGCAACGAGGGAUUGUCUACAUUGAUGAAGUUGAUAAAAUAACUAAAAAGGCUGAGAGUUCCAAUGUUGGUAGAGACGUCUCUGGAGAGGGUGUUCAGCAGGCAUUACUGAAAAUGCUGGAGGGAACUAUAGUAAAUGUUCCUGUUCCUGAUAAAGGACCUCGUAAGACUCCACGCGGUGAUACAAUUCAGAUAGACACAAAAGACAUUCUUUUUAUAUGCGGCGGGGCAUUUGUUGAUUUGGAGAAAACUAUUUCAGAAAGACGACAGGAUGCUUCUAUUGGCUUUGGAGCACCAGUACGGGCAAAUAUGAGAAUUGGUAGAGUAAUUGAUGCUGUGGUGACGUCAUCAUUGUUAGAAUCUGUUGAGAGCGGUGAUCUAGUUGCAUACGGUCUGAUUCCUGAAUUUGUUGGACGGUUCCCUAUAUUGGUGAGCUUAUCAGCUUUAGAUGAGGAUCAACUGGUUCAGGUCCUUAUGCAACCGAAAAAUGCUCUAGGCAAACAGUACAAGAAAAUGUUCAGUAUGAAUGAUGUCAAACUGCAAUUCACUGAGAAUGCAUUGAGAUUGAUUGCAAAAAAAGCAAUGGCUAAGAAUACCGGUGCCCGAGGCUUACGAGCAAUAUUAGAAAACAUUCUCACAGAAGCUAUGUAUGAGAUUCCGGAUAACAAAACAGGAGCCAGUUGUAUAAAUGUAGUUUUAGUAGACGAUGAAGCAGUUGGGUCAGUUGAUGCACCGGGAUGCGGAGCAAAAAUAUUUCAUGGGGAUGGUACACUCGGCUGUAAUUUUCAAGAGCCUAAGUUGGAAGAUACGGCAAAUUGUAGUGUUGCGCUGAAUGAACAGGCAGAGAGUGAACCGGAGUUUCAGUCAAGAGCCCUGAGCUUGUAACAUCUUAUAACAUAUGUGUUCAUUAUGUUUCCAUGUCUAACUUUGAUAAUAUAUAUAGCCAAUAAAAUAACAUUUCAUAUUCUUUUA
Molecule: messenger RNA, 1972 nt
Organism: Mercurialis annua (annual mercury)
Lineage: Eukaryota; Viridiplantae; Streptophyta; Magnoliopsida; Malpighiales; Euphorbiaceae
Product: CLP protease regulatory subunit CLPX2, mitochondrial
Exons: 15
Coding region: 62-1885 (607 amino acids)
Biological process (GO): protein folding; protein catabolic process; proteolysis
Cellular component (GO): mitochondrial matrix
Molecular function (GO): ATP-dependent protein folding chaperone; ATP hydrolysis activity; ATP binding
Source: RefSeq, a predicted model, not a curated record